Messenger RNA from Gopherus evgoodei (Goodes thornscrub tortoise), 1735 nucleotides. RefSeq names its product zinc finger protein ZIC 4-like. Lineage: Eukaryota; Metazoa; Chordata; Testudines; Testudinidae. The transcript has 5 exons. Gene Ontology annotation, molecular function: RNA polymerase II cis-regulatory region sequence-specific DNA binding; DNA-binding transcription factor activity, RNA polymerase II-specific. Gene Ontology annotation, biological process: regulation of transcription by RNA polymerase II; central nervous system development. The coding region runs from base 191 to 1735 and encodes 514 amino acids. The record is from RefSeq and is a predicted model, not a curated record. Gene Ontology annotation, cellular component: nucleus.
UGUGUCUUUCUCUCGCCUUUUCCCGGAUCACGUGGGCUGUGUUUGUUAUGGACACUAAGUAGGCAAAUAUCGGGGGCAGGGGGGCUAAUUAAUUUUGGAGGUUCCCAUCCACCUACCUAGCUCACAAUAUGACAGGCUGGUCGAGGUGGACUAGCUGCCCUACCCUGGGGAUGGUAAUACCGAGCGCAGCAUGGCGCUGCCACCUUUGGUACUGGGGAAUGGAGGGCACCCCACUGGCACUUCCUUAAAACUCGGCUCCUCUCACAGUUUGCCAGAUUCUGACACCGGGCUCGGUGUAUGGCUGGAGAUCCCCAGUGUCUCCCCUCUCCGGUUUGCCUCUGACACCAGCUGGGACAGCUCGCCCAUAAGCAGAGAUCCCCCAGGACCCACCAUGCCCGGAGCUGCUGAUGAGAAUUCCUCCAGAACCUCUUACCAUGGCAUGUUCCGGAUGUAUCUAGACUCACCCAACCACAGGGGACGUGAAAACCAGGGUUCGCCAAAGCAGGCAGCUAGCACCAGAAACUCUAAGGAGCAGGGGGCACGAAGGCUGGCAAGGGAUCUGAGAACCAGGUCCCAUCAUUGCAGCCCAGUAAGCGGAGCUCAGGCUGAGCCGCCCUUUGCCUCUCCCGUUCUAGAAGGGUAUCAGACGAUGAAACUGGCAAUCCACAGAGAGACCGCCGCUUUUCUCCCUUACCCUGGGCAGCCCAUUCCACAAGAACUGAUCUGCAAGUGGACUGGCAGCAAAGGACACCACUCCAGGCAGGCUUGCUCCAGAAUAUUCAGCACCAUGUAUGAGCUAGUCCACCAUGUCACCAUGGAGCACGUCGGAGGACCAGAGCAGCCCAACCAUGUUUGUGACUGGGAGGGCUGCGCCAGGGAGAAAAAACCCUUUAAAGCCAAAUACAAACUCGUAAACCACAUCAGAGUGCACACAGGCGAAAGGCCGUUUCUGUGCCCGUUUCCUGGGUGUGAGAAAGUGUUUGCAAGAGCUGAAAACCUGAAGAUACAUAAAAGAAUCCACACAGGGGAGAAGCCGUUCGUGUGUGAAUUCGCUGGGUGUGACAGGAGGUUUGCCAACAGCAGUGACAGGAAGAAGCACACCCACGUGCACUCGAGGGACAAGCCAUAUCGCUGCAAAGUCAAAGGGUGCGAGAAAUCCUACACCCACCCCAGCUCCCUGCGCAAACACCUGAAAACGCACGGCAGCCUGGAGCCUGCCACCGCCACCGCCACCGCCAAGCCCCGGGCGGCCGGAGAGCCCACGGGGGCGCAGGAGCCGGGAGCUGGCGCCUGCCAGUCAUUGGCCAGCCCUGCCGCUUGUCUAGCCAGAUCAGAACUAGCGGCCCUGAAAACUAGAACUCAGGCAACUAGUUUCAGGCAGGCCGGACCAGCUUUCUGCCUUCUUAACUUGGUCCCUGAGAUCUCCCUGACACAGCUCCAGUCCACAGACCCGUUAUUGAGAAACACUGGUCUAGAGGAUGCUGUCUGUGUGGAGAAGAAACAGGAAAUCCUGCUCAACUACCUCUUCCUGUCUAGUGAGGCCAAUAUCACAUGCAGUACUGGAACAUGCUCACAGAAUUUAGAAUCCACUUGGAGGGCAAUUGCCAUGCUAAUAUUGCUCUACAAAAUGAUCAAGGGCCUGGAAAAACUCUCAGAUGAAGGAGGGAUUGAAAAGACUGGGAUUGUUUACCUUGGACAGGAGAUGAAGAAAAAGGAACAUGAUGAAAGUAUAUAA